Etheostoma cragini (Arkansas darter) is the source of this 2788-nucleotide messenger RNA. It is a transcript of the gene cdc25b, whose product is annotated as cell division cycle 25B. NCBI's taxonomy places the organism in Eukaryota, Metazoa, Chordata, Actinopteri, Perciformes, Percidae. The transcript has 15 exons. Gene Ontology annotation, cellular component: cytoplasm; nucleus. Gene Ontology annotation, biological process: G2/M transition of mitotic cell cycle; positive regulation of G2/MI transition of meiotic cell cycle; positive regulation of G2/M transition of mitotic cell cycle. The record is from RefSeq and is a predicted model, not a curated record. Gene Ontology annotation, molecular function: protein tyrosine phosphatase activity. Bases 1 to 1707 code for a protein of 568 amino acids.
AUGGAUUCGCUUAAUGUUUUGGGCUGCACCAGUCCUGUUAACACCGUUUUGAAAAGUAGGCCCGAGGGCAUCCCUGGGCUUUCCUCGUUCACUCUGCCCGAGUUGAGCACAAAGGACAUGCGCUGCAGAGACCUGUUUUCCCCUGGACCUGCCACUGUGAUGUCUCCCGUCACCAAUUUGGCUCUGGACAUGACCAAUUUUGGAUUCGGAAGAUGUGGUCAUGUAAUUCUUAUCAAUGGUUCUGAUGCGUAUAUUGAUCUGGGACACAAAUUUCUUCCUUCAGGCCUCGGUAUGGACCCCCCCAGCCCUAUGGAUGCUGUUGAAAUGGAGGACACAUUUGAAAAGGCCAUUCAACAGUCGCGCAGAGUUGUCAACGAGAGGAUGCCAAUUCGAAGAAACAACUCUUUGCCACUCCAGCUCCAGGGUUUCAGUCCAACUCUGAAGGGACAGGAACCAGAUUCCCACCGCUAUGGAAUAUUCGGACAACAGCCCUCCCAAAUCCAAAUGACCGCCUCCCUCACCUCUCAAUGCGACAAGGAGAACAUGCCGGAGGAGGGUUUUGAGUUCAAGAAACCCACCCGGCCGGUGGCACGGUGCCGUGUGCGCUCCUCUUCCGAUGCGUUCUCCCGCCGGCCCAGCUCAGCGCCGGCCCUCAUGUUUUCUUCACCCACUCCCAUCCAGCAGCUGGACUUUCAGGACUCCAGCCCCAUGUUCCUGAGACGUUCGUCUCUUAACGACGACGAGGACGACGGCUUCCUGGACGUCAUGGACGACCAGAUGGAGAACGACUCGGGGAUGCCGAUGGGCAUGGCCAGCUUGCUCACGGCCCCGCUGGUGGCCGACGGCUCAGGAGAGGACUCGCCUGUGAUUCGCUGCCGGCCCCGGAGCCUGUUUCGUUCCCCCUCCAUGCCCAGUCCCGUCUCGUACCGCUGCUCCAUGAAGCGCCCCGACUGCUCCGGAGACGAAAACACGCCGGUCAGGGUGAAGAGACGACGCAGCCUGGCUGGCAUACAGGUCACCCCCAUGGAACAAAACCCUGAAUCCCCGAGACUGGGCUGCUCUCUGCUCCAGAGGUCCAAGUCCUUCUGCCAGACAGACAUCGAGAAGCUGCUGGAUUGCCAGGUCGGUCCUAAUGAGCUCAUUGGAGACUUCACCAAGCCUUUUGUCCUACCCACAGUGGAAGGCAAACACCAAGACCUCAAGUACAUCACCCCAGACACGAUGGUGGCGUCUCUGUCCGGCAAAUUUAACCAUCUCGUGGAGCAGGUCAUUGUCAUGGACUGCCGCUACCCCUACGAGUUUGAGGGAGGACACAUAAAGGGCGCUCUGAACCUGCACCAGGAGGACCAGGUGGCGGACUUCCUCCUCAAAACGCCCAUCGUCCCAUCCUGCCCGGACAAACGCGUCGUCAUCAUCUUCCACUGCGAGUUCUCGUCGGAGCGGGGCCCUCGAAUGUGCCGCUUCGUCAGGGAGCGAGACCGCGCCGCCAACGAGUAUCCCAACCUCCACUACCCCGAGCUCUACAUCCUCAAGGGCGGGUACAAAGACUUCUUCCCUCAUUUCCAGGCCCAAUGUGAACCUCAGUCCUACCGGCCCAUGCACCACGAGGACUUCAAGGAGGACCUGAGGAGGUUCCGCCUCAAGAGUCGCACCUGGGCCGGGGAGCGCAGCAAGAGAGACAUGUACAGCCGGCUGAAGAAGCUGUGAGCGCCUCGUCGCCCCCCCAAACUGCCUCUACAACACACUGCCUCCCCCUGCACAGACUGGGUACAAGCUCCUCAGAGCCUAGGCCUCUCCCCACCAACCAGGAAAUACCUUUUGGGACCGUGUCAACGGAGGGAUUUUAAGUAGUCCUAAAAGUUUCAUGUAACUAUAGCAAAGUUAGUUAUUUAUGCAAAUUUUCAAAUGGGGAAGACUUUACAUGAACGCUUGAUCUGAAGCAGUCGUUGAGGUGCAGUGAAAGUAUUUUAUUAAGAAGCAAUGUGAUCGUUUUUUUAAAUCCACUUGGACCUACUGCCUGUUUUACCUUUUUUAUUUUUAUUCCGCUGGCAUUUGCAGCACAGAUCUCUGCCAGAUUGCAAUAAUACACACCAAACCACACUGCCACAUCAGAAGUUCGUCUCCUCACUGGAUAGGUCUUAUUUUGAUUACGUCGUGUCCCACCUUAUUGAAGCACUUAAUUUAAUACCUUGAAAUGGUGAGGUGCUUUUUUCUAUUGCUUUUUACAUCUUUUUGUGUUAUGAAUUGUUUACCCCCAGUUAGUCCCUGAUUUGUUUAUUUGCUCUACUAAAAAUGAGGGGGGGAAAUCUGAGUGAAUCAAUGUUCAAAACCUUUUUUCCAGCAUUUCACACCACCCGAUUGGCUCGAUUUUGCAAAUACCAAGAAAAAAACCAACCAUGGAUUAUCUGUACAAACCAGAAACUAAACUGUCCUGUCCUAAAAUGCUAAUAAGAUUUUACUGACUUGUUAAAGUUUUUUCCGUCUUCUACCUGAUGGGUUGCUAUACAUGGUCACUUGUUUUCCUGCUCAGAAGAUGCCAAAGCAAACAAGCUACCUGUUACUUUUGCAGUGAGAUUGUUCUGAUGCUGCAGGUCAGCAAGCGUGGGGAUGUUUGAUUUAAAACAUCACAACAACACUUUUGCUUUAUUCCUUAUUUUUAAAUUUUCAGAGUUAAAUUGUCUUCCCCUCCUGAGAGCUAAUGAUGUUGGUUUCUAAUGAAUGGGGUGGUUUUAAUAUUUUGGUACAGGCUUGUGGAGGAGCUGCUGAAAUAAAGAGCCAAUGUGUGUGU